AUGAUGGUGACCGUGCCGAUGUUGUUGGCGGCGUUGGCUGCCGCCAUCAGCCGCUAUACUGAACAUCCUACGUUGUGUUUCGCGCGUCCUCAGCGGAUCUGGGCCCUUUGGACUUGGGGUCGAUCUCCGUGCACGCUGACACUCCUCUACCUCGGAAUCGAGAGCUCAUUCCGUCUCGCUCUUGCUGCCCACCUGUCGAAGGUGGACCCGAACGACGAUCCUGACGGAGCCGGGGGCACCUCAGACGCAGCCUCGGACCAGGAGUCUCAGUCCCAUUCGCGGCAGGAUUCCCGCACCACUGGCAGCGACGAGGCGGCUUCUCCUGUUCAGGAGCGCACUCCGGCGGGCGAGUCGCAGUCCAGUCUCGAAGCCCAUUCCCCCCAUCAGGAGUCAGCUGAAGCCGCUGGCAGUCAUGAACGGAAACGCGGUAAAUCGUCAACAACAACACAGGCUGCGCCGUGGAAAUUCGCCCGGUCAGUUCAUGUACCUGGCGUUGGAGAGACAACAUACGGCGCUUUGGUGACACAGCGAUUGAGAAUGACCGCUGCGGAACUUCGAAGAGAAUGGUCGAGGGAGGCCGUAAACGUUGCUGCGUCCAUCGGAUGCCAGUCACUGAAGCGAGGGAAACUUCCUAGUGCUUCAGAACUGGUCGAUAUGGAAAUGCCAAUUCGCAAACGGUUCAGGACGCGUAGUGGGGCGCGCCUAGAAGAAGCUGCGGAGUUGGAAAGGAGAGCCGAAGAGAUAGCACAUUUCUUUACAGGGGAGCUAAGCAGGCGUUCUAGACAACAGCGAAGAAUGGCAGAGCUUGAGGAGCAGAUACAGCUAGGAGAGAGUUGGCUGCAGAGAAGAGACGGUGGCAUGAAGGACCCUGGGGAAGGCACCUCUGCCCAGGCAGCGCCUCCCGGGCCUUCCACAAGUGCCGACUUUUGCGCAAGCUCACCAGGCCGGCGACCGAGGCACUGCGCGAGUGGGGGCAAAAGGAGAACGCAGACGAGGGCGGCGACCGACCCGCGACGUCGCCCUUCGGAGCCACAGGCCGGCACCUCGUUAGGCACUUCACUGCUGGCUAGCUCCAUCGAGGUGCGCGGCCACGAGGGUGUCACGUACGCGGAGUUGGCCAUUCGACAACUGAGGCGCUCGGCAGCCGCCUUGACACGGUUCUGGGGCGACCGGAACGCUUAUGCCGUCAACCACUUUGCUGACCGAUUGCGUCGGGAGAAGCUCAACCCAACCCUCAAACAGCUUCGACGGUGGAAUAAGUCUGCGCUGGCUGCGCAUCGAACCCGCUCAGGUCCGAGGUUGGUUGAGGCACGAGCUUUGCUAGACAAUGCCCAAUUACUGGAGACGCAGAUGAGGGAGGCUGGAGUAUCUUUACCAUCCGAAGUGGAUCGCCCCGUGGGCGGCGCUUCUCAGGAACCAACUUCCAGACAACAUUCGGGGCCGUCAAGCACGUCUGCGGGUCCUGUGCGAACGUUUGCGGAGGUUGCCGCUGCCAAGCUGCGGAGAGAAGCUGCAGAUCUUCGGCUCACCUGGGGGGCUGGAAAAUCUAUGUACACGGCACAGUUUCUUGCUGACCAUAUGGCGCGGUACAACAACCCGAAUCCCGGUGCCAGUCUACUCAAGCAAUGGACGUACCAGGCGGUGAACCGAUACAAUCGGAUGGCAGAUGGGAAGCUCUCACUCGCCGCGGCGCUAGAUGCAGAGGCGGAAGACAUAGAAAAAGAAGUGGCGGCCGUCAUACCGCGCGCACGGGACCCUGAGUCGGAUUCGUCGGACCAGGAAGGCGCUCAAGAUCCCCGUGAAACACCAACUAGCACAGGGCCAUCGUCGUCCCCUACCGCCCACUCCGGCGCGGGUCCGAGUGUCACAGCGGCGCCGUCAUCGGUGCCGUCUCUUUGGUUCGCGCCCGCUACUUCCGUGGGCGACUACGUCCGACGCACCGGUUCCGCCCUCUGGACGCCACCGGGCCCCUCUUCUCUGACUCGUCGCGCGGCACCAGCAGGCCAGCAGACGGGCGCAGGACAGGUGGCGACGAGCGCACGCACUGGGGGCACACGACAGGAGCAGACAUCGAGUUCGGGUGACAGCUUGGGUCGAGGCGAACUACCGCGGCCGGCCCCCACGAGCCGAGAACUCCCCCCAACACGCCGCUCAGCUGCACCUGGUUCUCCCCCUGCCAAAAGGGCCCGACUGCUGUCCAGGGGCUCACCAGGCGCUGGCAGCGCCGGGCCCCAUUCGCCUAUCCCCCCGUCUCCUGCGCAGGCGCCACCAAGGUCACCAACAGCAUAUACCCAGACUCAACCUCCAGCUGCGCCUCUGCUCGUCAGCACCGCCCCCCCAUCUGGCGCAGCCGUCGGUCCGUUAGCCACGCGCCUUCCGCCUCAUAUGUUACCGCUGAAGAAGCGGCCCCGCCAUAGUGAUACGGGUGGCGACCGCACAUAG
Messenger RNA from Besnoitia besnoiti, 2442 nucleotides. RefSeq lists its product as uncharacterized. The record is from RefSeq and is a predicted model, not a curated record. NCBI's taxonomy places the organism in Eukaryota, Apicomplexa, Conoidasida, Eucoccidiorida, Sarcocystidae. Bases 1 to 2442 code for a protein of 813 amino acids. The transcript has 6 exons.